Rhineura floridana is the source of this 3215-nucleotide messenger RNA. It is a transcript of the gene LRRC26, whose product is annotated as leucine rich repeat containing 26. Lineage: Eukaryota; Metazoa; Chordata; Lepidosauria; Squamata; Rhineuridae. The record is from RefSeq and is a predicted model, not a curated record. Bases 355 to 1305 code for a protein of 316 amino acids. Gene Ontology annotation, molecular function: protein binding. Gene Ontology annotation, cellular component: extracellular matrix. The transcript is spliced from 2 exons.
AGGAAAGGGUUGAUGCCGCUUCUCCUGGCAUGGCUCUCUUGGAGGAGACAGGCUGGGCCCACACGGAAGCUGUGGCUCUGUCCCUUGGCAGGCGAGGCUGUCCUGUUAAAAUAUUUGCUAAGGAAGAGCAAAAGCUCCACCCGCUGAAGAAGAGCAGCCAAGGCAAUAGCUGGGCAGGAGCGAGGCUGGCAUGGGUGUAAAACUUUGUAGGGACCAGAGGGGCUGAGAAGGGGAGCCCCAGCAACCCUCUCUGUGCAUCUCUCGUGCAUCGGCAUCCUUUUGCGAGGAAAGGUUGACGGGUUAAGGGGUUCAAGGACAAGCUGUGAGUCAGGACAGGUGUGGAGAGUUGCCUUCAUGGCUUGGUGUGGUGGGAGCCAGAGCCUCCCUUUGCCAGCCACAGGCUCCAGAGUUCCCGGCAGCAGUUGGCUUUGGACCCUUGGAAUCCCUGUGGUUCUCCUUCUCCUUCCACCACCACCCUCCUCUGCCUGUCCAGAUGUUUGCAGCUGUUCCACUGGAGAAGUCAACUGCAUGGAGCACAGGCUGCGGUUUGUGCCUGAGAAUCUGCCAGCCAAUGCCACCACCAUCCUGCUGGACUACAACCGCAUUGCUGCCCUCCGGAAGCGCACCUUUGUAGCACAGUAUGCCUUGCACCACUUGAGCCUUCGCAGCAACAUCCUUGGGAGUAUCCACUGCCAGGCCCUGGCUGGCCUCAGCGAGCUGCGGGAGCUGGACCUGAGUGGGAACUACCUGAGUAUCCUGCAGCUGGAGACCUUUCUCCCUGUGCCAGGUCUGACAACACUAAAUCUGGGGAACAACAAGCUCCUAAGGCUAGAACCAGAGCUUCUAGGGGCCUUGCCCCAUCUCCAGACUCUGUACGUACAUGGCAACGCGCUGGUCUUGCUCUCGGCUGACUUCUUCAACAACCUGCCCUCCUUGCAGCACCUCAGACUUGAUGACAACCCCUGGGGGUGUUCCUGCACAAUCCAGCCGCUCUUUCAGUGGCUCACUGACAACAUGGACAAAGUCUCAGACGUGAACUCAGUCUCUUGCAAACGGCCAGCAUACCUCACCCAAUAUCCCAUUGCUGCCAUUGGGAAUGACUCUUUUGCUCACUGUUGGGAGCCCUGGCUGCGUGGACAGGAUUAUACCUUUUUCCUGCUUAUUGGCCCAUCUACCUUCCUAGCCAGCAUCUGUAUGUGCAUCCUUGUUGGCUCGCUAGUGGUGGCCCACACAAAGAUUGCAAAGGUGUCAUCUAUUCGUCCAGGUGCCUUGGCAAGGCGUGCAGAGCACCGUCCUCCUCACUAGACAAUCUGUGCUUCCCAACUGCUGCUGCUUUAACUCUUUAUUUGGCCCUUGCAAAGUGACCUUCUCUUCCGUCUUUAUUAUGUUUGCCCUGCAGUGCCCCUGUGAUGCAACGUGGGCCGCUGUCAUUCCUGGUUUAUGUGACCAAGAUAUAACCCUGUGUUAGAAUAAAGCAUGGAGCAGAUUCAAAGUGAAGGGACAGCAAAUAGCAGAGGGGUUCUGAACCUUUCCUCCCCCGACUCCCCUUGGCUCUGAAAUUGCCUUCAUGCACGCACACAUCCUUGGCAAGAGCAAUGUGCCUUGGUGAAGCAGUACUGGCACUUGUAACGGUUUGUAGACUACAGGCAGAGGUCCAGCACUGCUUCAGCACCAUCGCAGCCCCUGCCCAGGCUAGCUAAGCCAGAGGACACCCGGGGCCAAUAAGCCUUUUCCAGCUAGCAUGAUGCAGCUGCUGGUGCUGGCCUAACUCCUAAGCCCAAGGACUGCUGCUCCCCUUCCCCAGUACAACUGUGUGGCACAACUAGUGUUUCAAGAUUCUUCUGAUUAGCUCCUGAGGAAGCAUGACUUGGCCAAGAAUGGCAAGCCUGCAGCAAAAGGUAGGAUCUGAACACAGAUCUUGAAGAUGCAAGCCCAGCAAUCAAUCUUGUGGGACAAGCAUUCUGUGAUCUUGAGACCCUGUCUGGGUGAGAAGGAAAAAGUGAGGGCUGAGCCAGCAUGCCCCUCCACUAGCCUGCCUUGGAUGUAGGAACAGCUUCAAGGUCUAAACUGGCACAGAGCCAUGAAUAUGACAUGGAAGUAGCCCACCUCUAAGUCGUUACCAAAGAGGUAUCCAGUGGAUGUAUGUUGUCAGUUCAUCUCCUUAGAAGGGAUUUGGUUCAAUUCCACCUCACCUUGUCUUAAAGAGAGAGGGCUGGAUGUCUCCCAUCAUGACUGCAAAACUGUUGCCUUUUUCCUUCCUGGAGGAGAAGCGGUUGCUGAUCCCAUCAGGCUGUAGUAGCCUGCUUUGGGCAACCAGAGACCCCCAUUUGCUUUGUACUCCAUAGUUGCCAAAUGGCCAGGAUUCUAUCGGUUGGGAUGUUCAUCCUAUUGGCUGCUUGACAGAAAAGAGAUGUCUAAAACUAGUGAUGGGAAACGCCUCUAGCUGCCCAAGGCCAGCGAGUGUUGCUGCCGGCCAGACUAAAGAAUACUGGGCCACAUGAAAAAAUAGGGUACAGUUAUGUGGCAAGUUCCUGUUUUUCUUAAAGCCGGGAAAAAUGACACAUUCUUGUUAUUUCCCAACUGUUAAUUAUCUAAGUGUGGGGAUGGUUCUGAGAGAUAAUAAAAUGCAGUCCCCUUUCCUCUGCACAUGUCCAGAGGUGCUGUCAGUAGGCCAGGCUCUGAGUCCCUGUAGCAGUAGGCCUGCAAGUAGCAGUUCAAGCCAGGAGAGAAAUGCCACGGCCCAGGAGGAGGCCAGCGAUCUGGGAUCAUCAGUCCUACUCCACUUCCUGCUGUAUAACUCCAGCUCCCUUAGCACUUCCUCCAACUGGGCAACGGUACGAGGAGAAGGUUGGGGUGACAUGCCGCCACACUUCCUACUGGGCAAGCAUAACUGAAUCUGGCCCCACCGCCCCACUUUGGAGGGCACAGUUGUGGAGAAAAGCAACCUAGUUACCUGUCCAUGCCUCCAGUCUCUUCCCCGGCAAUCUACAUCCCCAGCCUGUCCCAAUCCACCCUUCUGGCUCCGGCUUGGCCCUUUGACCACAAGCUUCCAGUCUUGGCUACAAACUCCAUCACAGGUUCCUAUGAUUCUAGCUACCUGCAGCCAUUCCAGCUGUUGGAACCUGACCUUGCCACCACUCAGUACAAAUCACGCAGCAGGCAGUGUUUUUAGGGUUAUUGUUUUUAAAAUAGUAACCAGUUCUUUUAAUAAAAGC